This is a messenger RNA of Phalacrocorax carbo (great cormorant), 1784 nucleotides long. The record is from RefSeq and is a predicted model, not a curated record. NCBI's taxonomy places the organism in Eukaryota, Metazoa, Chordata, Aves, Suliformes, Phalacrocoracidae.
CCUCGUUCGCUGCUCCUGGAGGCAGCAAGCGGAGGGACCUCCUCGCACCCCUGAGCUGUCCCAGCCCCUCGCACCUGUCCCACGGCCAAGCCGGGCUCCGUGGAAAGCUGCACCGUGGCUGGGCAGGCAGUCCUGGCCGAGCGGGAUGAAGCUGCUGGUUUCCAUCGCCUUCCUGGCCGCGCUUGCGCUGGCACAGGGACACCCCGACCCCGCGCUGGACUGGCACUGGCAGCUCUGGAAGAAAACCUACGGCAAGGAGUACCGCCACGAGAAAGAGGAAGGGGACCGGCGAGCGACGUGGGAGAGGAACCUGCGGCUGGUGACGCUGCAUAAUCUGGAGCAUUCCCUGGGGUUGCACUCCUACGAGCUGGCCAUGAACCACCUGGGAGACAUGACCAGCGAGGAGGUGGCGGCUUUGUUAACUGGGCUGAACGUCGCCCCUCGGCCAAACCGGACCUCCACGUACCGACCGCAGCUUGGCAGCAAAGUCCCCGACACCAUGGACUGGAGGGAGAAGGGAUGCGUCACGGAUGUGAAGAACCAGGGCGCCUGCGGGUCGUGCUGGGCGUUCAGUGCCGUGGGAGCCCUGGAAGCCCAGGUGAAGCUGAAGACGGGGAAGCUGGUGUCUCUGAGCGCCCAGAACCUCGUUGACUGCUCCAGGAGCUACGGGAACAGAGGCUGCAGUGGCGGAUGGAGAACCAAAGCUUUCCAGUACAUCAUUGACAACCAAGGGAUUGACUCGGAUGCGUCCUACCCCUACACGGCUCAGGACGGUGCGUGCCACUACAACCUGACGGUGCGGGCGGCCACGUGUUCCAGGUACGUCGAGCUGCCGCACGGCGAUGAAGCCGCGCUGAAGGAUGCCGUUGCCAAUGUGGGACCCAUCUCCGUCGGCAUUGAUGCCAGUCAGCCCACCUUCUUCUUGUACAAAGCUGGUAUCUACUAUGACCUGAGCUGCUCUCAGGUGGUGAAUCAUGCCGUGCUCGUCAUCGGCUACGGCUCUUUGGAUGGGGUGGACUACUGGCUCGUGAAAAACAGUUGGGGUGCGCAUUUUGGCGACCAGGGCUACAUCCGGAUGGCGAGGAACCGUGGAAAUCACUGCGGGAUCGCCAGCUACGGUGUUUACCCCCAGAUCUAGAGGGCUCCCCGCUUCAGGACGAGCUCUUGAGACGCCACCACUCACCCUGCUGAUCUCAAGUGUGCCUGGCUCUGCUCCAACCUUCCCUCCUUGAGGAAUCCCGUUGCAUUUCUACAGAUAAGCUCGUUCAAGCGCCUCAUCGAGUACGGCCACCUCAUCCGCGCUCCUCAGGAACUUAUCCAUUAAUAAAGGAUGUUCUGUUGGGAAUUAUUUCAAUUAUUUAGGUGGAGGGCUCUCUGUUGUCAUUGCCAACUCUUGCAAUCUCCAGCAGCUUUUUAGAAAAUGACUCAGCUGCACCUUCAAAGCUCUUGAGACACUGUUUUGCUUCCUCCUCUUCUCUUAGAAGAUGGUUUCUUGCAACCAUUUUAUGUCCCGUGGUGAGAAAUGCGCCCUCCUGCCUGGCUGUCCUUCGCGCAGACCCGGAGGAUGCCCUGAGCGGAGGCUGGAGUGUGAUUUCCAGGCAGCUGGAGACUUUGCUUGACCGUGUUUUCAGCCUGACUGCAAUGUAAUGUGUAUUAGGCGUAUCUCCUGCUGUCCGUGCAGCACUGAGGCUGGCCAGCUCAGCUCCAUCCCAUGACUGUGUUGAAACCAUGUCUUCCCAACUGUGCUACCCCACCGAAAAGUGAAUAAAUGUGAUUUCUUUUCU